Molecule: messenger RNA, 1434 nt
Organism: Sitophilus oryzae (rice weevil)
Lineage: Eukaryota; Metazoa; Arthropoda; Insecta; Coleoptera; Curculionidae
Exons: 2
Coding region: 1-1434 (477 amino acids)
Source: RefSeq, a predicted model, not a curated record
AUGGUUAAACGCGAAGUAGCUAAAAGCAAAAACAAAAUGUGGGAAACCAAAUGUGAGAGAGUGGAAAUAUAUAUGGGAGGUACAAGAGUGUCAGAAGCGUGGAAGACAAUAAGGAACCUUGGAAGAGACGAAAAGCAAAACAGUAAACUAGAACUUAUAAGCAUAGAAAAGUGGGAAGACCAUUACAAACAAUUACUGACAGAAAACAGGAUAGAAUUCAAACUAGAAGUGCCAGAUUUGAAAAACGCAAAAGAUAUAGAUGUAAAUGAAAUAAGUGUAAACGAGAUAAAGAAAGCAUUGAAGAAUUCAAAAAAUGGAAAAGCUGCGGGGCCGGGAAACAUUUUCAUUGAGCUAAUAAAGCAGGGACCCGAUAUAUUAUUGGAAAUACUAGCUGAUAUCUUCAACAGAUGCCUGAUAAAAAACGAAAACAUUCCUGAAGACUGGAACCUGGCGUACAUCAGCUCUAUCUUUAAGAAAGGAGACAAAAAAAGAUGUAGCAACUACAGAGGCAUUAGUUUGACAAGCUCAAUGGGAAGGUUGUAUGGCAGAAUAUUAAAAGAGAGAGUAGAAGAGAGCUUUGAAGAAAUAGAAGAACAAGGUGGUUUCCGCGCUGGGCGUUCUUGUACAGACAACAUAUUUGUGUUACAACAAAUAAUUGAAAAAAGGAGAGCUCGAAAUUUGGACACGCAUCUGGUAUUUAUAGAUUUAGAGAAAGCCUAUGACACGGUGCCUUUGAAGAAAUUAUUUGAAAUCUUGGUUGAGGCAAAUGAGGCAUUGAAAAACUGGAGAAGGAAGAGUAGAGCUAUGGGAAUAGAGAUUGACAACCACUGUCUAUCGACCUUGUUCUUUGCAGACGACCAAGUUAUUGUUGCAGGUUGUGAGGAGGAUGCCGACUAUAUGUUGAGGAAACUUGAUGAAGAAUACGACAGAUGGGGACUCAAUAUCAACCUCACAAAAACCGAAUACCUGAAAGUAGGAGAAGAACAAACUGAAGAUCCUAAACUACACAUACAUGAAAUUAAAAGAUGUAGCGAAUAUAAAUAUUUAGGAAGUAUUAUAUCUGAAGAAGAGAACUCCAAGAAAGAUAUACAUAGUAGAGUUCAACAAGGUAAGAAAGUAAUCGGUCUUUUAAACCCUCUCCUGUGGUCAAAUAAAACAUCCAUCCAAACAAAGAUAAGGAUUUACAAAGCAAUCGUAGAUCCAAUUUUAACAUACGGUGCCGAAUGCUGGCAAUUUACAGCAAAAGAAAGAAGGAUGGUCGAGUCAGUGGAGAUGGACUUUCUCAGAAGAGCAUGUCGCAUAUUAAGGAUGGAACACAUUAGAAAUGAGGAGAUCAGGCAAAGAACAAGGCGAAUAUAUACCAGCACCGACAACAUCGAAUCGAGACAGCUACUAUGGUAUGGGCACGUAAAAAGAGUGGGAUGGGAAAGAUGA